GAGGCGGAUAGACCUCCUUCGCCUUCCGCCCAGCGACGCGCACGCGCUUGAGGUGAGCACUGGGCUCGGCGCAGCGGAUGUGCCAACAUGGGAACACCACAAAAAGAUGUCGUUAUAAAAAAUGAUGCACCAGCUACGUUGUUCUUAGAGAAACAUGCAGACUACAUAGCUGCUUAUGGAACCAAGAAAGAUGAUUAUGAAUACUGCAUGUCAGAAUAUUUAAGAAUGAGUGGUGUCUAUUGGGGACUGACAGUAAUGGAUCUUAUGGGACAGCUGCAUCGGAUGAGCAAAGAAGAAAUUCUGGCAUUUAUUAAAUCAUGUCAACAUGAAUGUGGAGGAAUAAGUGCCAGUAUAGGUCAUGAUCCUCACCUAUUAUAUACACUUAGUGCUAUCCAGAUUCUAUCUCUGUAUGACAGUCUUCAGGUUGUUGAUGUAAAAAAAAUUGUUGAUUAUGUAAAGAAUCUACAAAAGGAGGAUGGGUCAUUUGCUGGAGACAGAUGGGGAGAAAUUGAUACAAGAUUUUCCUUUUGUGCGGUAGCAACACUAGCCCUUCUGGGAAGACUGGAUGCAAUUGAUGUGGACAAAGCAGUAGAAUUUGUGUUGUCCUGUAUGAACUUUGAUGGAGGAUUUGGUUGUAGACCAGGAUCUGAAUCUCAUGCAGGACAGAUCUAUUGUUGCACAGGAUUUCUUGCCAUAACUGGCCAAUUACACCAAAUAAACGCUGACUUGUUAGGCUGGUGGCUAUGUGAACGUCAGUUGCCAUCUGGUGGCUUGAAUGGAAGGCCAGAAAAGUUACCAGAUGUAUGCUAUUCAUGGUGGGUGUUGGCAUCCUUGAAGAUAAUUGGCAGAUUGCGUUGGAUUGAUAGAGAGAAGUUACGCAGCUUUAUCUUGGCUUGCCAGGAUGAAGAGACUGGAGGAUUUGCUGACAGGCCAGGAGAUAUGGUGGAUCCAUUUCAUACCUUGUUUGGAAUUGCUGGACUAUCGUUAUUGGGAGAAGAACAAAUUAAGCCUGUAAAUCCUGUGUUUUGUAUGCCUGAAGAAGUCCUUCAAAAAAUAAAUGUACAGCCAGAGCUUGUGAGCUAGGUUCUCAUGUGUAUAACAUUGUCAUACUCUGUUGCUUUGAAUUUUUCCGUCAAGAGACAUUUCUAAAUGUGUUUACAUGAUAAAUUACCACUUUUCUGUAAGCACUGUCAUUUUGUAUGUGGACUGUAUCCAAAGUAAAUAAACUGAGUGUUACAUGUGCUUGAGGUUUUCAGUAACAUAUGUACAUACACAUUUAAAUUGUCUUCAUAUAUGUUUGCCUCUGGGCUCUGUUCCACUCAUGUUAUUUCAAAAUAACAUACUGUAUUAGGCACAGUAGAUAAAUACUUGAAUUGUGUGAUAUUUGACACAAUCAUUCACUCAUCUUGGUGACAGUCAGCAUGUACUGGACAGUGAAUUGUCCUGAGCACUGUUUCUAUGGAGAAAAAAUUACUUGCUUAUGCCAGUGACACUUUAUGCACUUGAGUUCCUGUUUAGGAUCUGCUAUAGUUUUUUAUCCAAUUUGAAUCACAUUUUCUUGUACUACAUUAUAGUAGAAAUGUUAUGGUACUCAGGCAACUGCUUUCUAUGAGUGAUAUCCUUUAAUGAAGAUUAAUAAUGCAAUUAUAAUGUAAUUUGGUUUAAACUAACGGCCUUGCUGAAUUUUAGAAUUGAUUCAUUUGCCCUAAAGUAUUUAUUGUAACUGUGAUUUGAAUCCCAGUUUCAGUAGCUUUUAGAACAGUUAUAUAGAGUCAAGACUAAAGCUAUAGAAGAACAUUGUUUUCUGCAGGGUGAAAUAUCUGCUUCCACUGGAACUCUAGAAGUGCCUCCAUUUCACAUUUGUCACAAUUGUGCAUUUGUAUCUUGGCUGAAAUCUAAGUAUGAAAUGGGAUUCUGCUUGAAACAAAUUAAAGCUAAUUAUGAAGUAAA
Messenger RNA from Elgaria multicarinata webbii, 1950 nucleotides. RefSeq names its product Rab geranylgeranyltransferase subunit beta (gene RABGGTB). Lineage: Eukaryota; Metazoa; Chordata; Lepidosauria; Squamata; Anguidae. Bases 88 to 1083 code for a protein of 331 amino acids. Gene Ontology annotation, biological process: protein geranylgeranylation. The record is from RefSeq and is a predicted model, not a curated record. Gene Ontology annotation, molecular function: Rab geranylgeranyltransferase activity. Gene Ontology annotation, cellular component: Rab-protein geranylgeranyltransferase complex. The transcript has 9 exons.